GUGACGUCGAUAGGAUGUAAGAUGUAAAUGGAAUGUGCCGCGGACACAAUUGCCACCCCCCAGGAAGCAGCGCCGGUAUCAACAUUCCGAACCAGUGUGACGCCGUACGUGAUGCCCGGCACCACGUACAAUCGUGGAUACCGCUAAGAGUCUCGUUUUCGACGAAAAAUCGAAGUUCGGAUAAUCUUAUCUGUUAGAACAUUUCCCAUAAUGCGAUAUGAUCUCGGAAGAAGAACACAUUGAUGAAUUGCUCAAAGUUCUUCAGAGGGUGGAGAAUGCUCGGGGCUGGGAGCUGUGGAGAAUCAUGAGGCUGAAGGCUGAUCUACAGUACCUGAGAAGAAGGGGGCUGCUCAAGGCGUCCGGCGGCAGCGGCGGCGGCGGCGGCGGCGAACUAUCGCAUCAAGGACGCAAAUGCGCACGAUGCGGCGCGUCGUUUGGUAGAUUUUACAACACCGGCGCGACUUGCGCGCGCUGCAGACACCGCGUGUGCCGGCAGUGUCGCAUCGAGAUCAGGAACCACGCAGGAGGUGACAAAGAAGUCGAGUGGAUCUGCAACGUUUGCUACAAGAUCGCAGAAUUACACGUCGUUACCGGCAAAUGGAUGUACGAAAGUCCGAUUUCCAGCGGACCCGUCAGCGAGAAAACAGCGCAGAUCCCGGUGGACAUACUGAAUCGCAGCAUCCGACGAGCUUGGACGAUUAAUGGUCCUCCAACACGUUGGUUGGCUGCGCGAAAGUCCCCGGAAUUGCGAAUAUAUCGCAGCCUGCCGUCUCGCCAUCAGGAUUAUCGAGAUCCGUUGGAGGAGCUGAACUUCGACAGAGCGCUAUCGAAGCCUGAGAAUGCGCGGGACGGCAGUUUGGACGUGAAGGACUGCGCCGAGGAUGCCGGUGACAACUGCAGAGAUGUGAUCGAAGCGAUCGAGACAAGCGCAUCGAUUAACGAACGAACGAAGCGAGAGAAGCCAACCGUUAAAUCGGAGGACGAAGUGCCAUCACUGGAUACUACGAAACUUAAUAAGAGGAGCGAGCGCUCGGGUAAAGAGCAGGAGGAUCCCGUGCAGGAGCAGAGCACGCCGAGGAUAUCGCUUAUAAAACCGCCGAGGAUCCUCGCGAAGUUCAUAUCACCCGAGACGAAACCGAGUCCGACGAAGCAUGGCGAGAGGAAAUCGAAUAUUCCGAUUUUUAAAAGGAGCUCCAAGGAAUUCGAGGAUAUCCGGAGCCCACAAGAGUCACCCAAGCGAUCGCUCAUUCCUCAAAGAUACAGAGGAAGCACUGAUGAUCUGCGUCGCAGUCGCGAGGACAUAAGCGUGCCGAGCUUGAUUCCGAAGCUGCUAUCCCCCCGCAGCAAGGAGGAGCGAUUGAAGCGGCAAGACAGCAAAGACGACAUCCGUCACUUAUCGAGAUCCGCGCGAAAGGACUUUAGGGAAGAGGGCAAGUCGCCUGUCAUUUCACCAACGUCAGCCAGCAAGGACGAAUUCUGCAAGUCGGGAAUACGGAUCUUUCGUCGUGACAACAGUCGCGAGGACGUGGGCAGGGACGGCGCGAAUUCGAUCAAGGAAUCCGCGAAAGGAAAGCAACAGGAGAAGCAAGAAAGAGCGGAGGUUGUGGGCGGUGCGGCGAGAUUGAAAGCCACCGGCGAACAGAGCAGGACGAGGUGCGAAGACGGCAAGGACAACGCCAACGACGCCGAAGGAUCGUCGUCGAGGAGAGAGGAGGCGAUCGCCUCGAACGAGCCGGACUCAACAGUACUGGACGCGCGACCGGACGAGAAGGCCGAUGCGGAACACCAGGACGCGAGGAUGAUCGACGUGAUCAUCGCGGAGAACAGGACGCAGGACGAGCGGAUGCGGAAGCAGGACACGAUGGUCUUGGGCAACGAGGCGAUAGACGAGAAGCAUUUGCUGGCGACCCGAGAACCGAUCGAAACCGUCGCGGUGAACGACGAGGGGCAGGACAACGAUGAGGAGGAGACGCGGGACACCGCCGAACAGUUGUUGGAUGCCGGCAGCGACGGUGACGUCACUGGAAUCGCCGGUGAAAGAAAGGGCUCGCUGGAGAUCGGUUAUGGAAAGAGGCCGGACGAAUUCCAAGUGGUACGGCGAAAGUUCUCCAAAGAAGAAUUCUCGAAUCCGGACGACACCGACGACACUCCGAAUAAGCGUUGUUCAAGCCAUCUAUCGCCGGAAGCCAGUCCACUGAGCACAAGAUCGUCGAGAUACAGUCCUCGGGAGAGCGAGAGCGAACCCACUCCUGCAUUACCACGUAAAACCGGAGGAGACUCCUGUUCCGCCUCCCAGAGGAUACGCGACGCUAUUACGAGGACCAGAAGAGAGUCCAACAGUAGCACUAGAUAUGAGAGUAGCGGCAGCGAGGGCGUCAGAUUAAGCGAGACCGGUUUGCACGGAUACGCGGAACUGGCUAGAAAAGUAAAGUUCUUCGGAGGAAACGGCAGUGGCGCGGUUUCGUCGAUGAUCGGUGGCGACGAAGUUGUGCAACGCGACAGUGCAACCAGCGCAGGCGAGGAUGAAAUCAACGAGGAUGGCCACGACAGAGCAGGUCCAAUUCCUUCGCAAGGAAGGACGAUGCUGCGACGAAGGAGGCAGUUCGACGCUCAAGGUUCACGGCGACGUGGAAGAUCGCACGCGAGAUCUUGCUGCGGCGGCGAGGAUCUGCAGAGCCUGCAGACGUUGAACCUGAUUGGACGCGGGGGUGGAAGCAGUCGGCAGCGCAGUCCUAAUCCCGCGACAGGUGGCCCAGGUCAGGAUCAGCCAGCGUCCGUGGUGGACUACAGGCGGCUGGUGUUCAUCAGCUCGGACUCAUCGUCGGGUCGCGAGGAGGACGAUGCCGAUAGCAGUUGCUCAAGCUCGUCCUACCUGAACGGACUGCCGCGCAACGGCGGUCACCAUCACCAUCACGCGCAGUCGCUCGAGGACUGCGACUGGGACUACUUCGAAAGCGGCUCCCUGCCGUUGCCAACGACGCCGAUUAUCACCGUCGGCGCCGGUGUCAACGUCACCGGCACGGCGGACAUCAUCGGUCAGGACGUUUGGAGUUGCUGCCCGGGACGCGGUUCCGCUGCCUGCCAGGCCUGCGGCGGUUCCCGAAGCGCGAACGUGCUUCCGGUGCCGGUACCUAUACCGGUUCCAGUCCCGUAUCCGGUGCCAGUACCGGCCGCCCUGUGGACCGGUGAUUUUGCAGCGGCUGCGUCAUCCAUGAUAAGUCGCAGCGACGGUCACGCCGAGCCGGGAACACUGAGGUUACGAGGUGACCCAGCGGCACCUUGGUUUGCGUGGCAUCCUCGAUUCAACCAACCGCUUCAUGGCGCGCGUCUGGACCCCCGACUCGCCGGCGCCUUCGAUCCAGCCACCUGCACCUUCCACCCGCCUGAUCAAGUGUUAACCCCGAGACUGUACGGUUCAAUAACUGAGACGAUAACAACCUCGAAUCUCGAGCCUUCUCAAAUAGGUCAAGAUGUGAGAGACGAAGUAAAUAUCGCGCCGAAAACUGAGGAACUCAGAAAGGAGGAGAAUUUGUCGGCGAAGGACGUCAGCGAAUCUGAUUCCUCCAUUACAAAAAAUAGAAAGAAAUCAGAAGAAACGAAGAAUAUCGAAGCGGAAUGCAAGAAAGGUGAAAAAGAGACGAAAGAAAGCGAAGGAGCAACUUGUGAAGAUUCGUUAUCGUCAUCCUUCGAAAGUAGUGCGCAAGGAAUGUAUCAGCACAGUCGAGAGGAUUCGGGCAGCUCGUCCGGGAGAUCUUCGGCGGACAGCAGCGAUCUGGAAGACGAUUCCGGCUCACACAGAUUCUGCAAGGUGUUUGUAGUGAACGAUGACUCGCUCACCAGCGACAACGACGUCGAGGACAAUGAAGAGGAUGAUUCGGAUUCCGCGGCGGAAGGCGGCGUGACCUUGAAACGCGUCACUGCAAUUCCUGAAGAAGAACCGGUGGUGUUGCAACACGUGAGGCUAUUGAACGAAGAUGGUCUCACGGAGAAUGAACGGGGAACAAACGAGAACGAACUGGAAGAAUCUAAAAGGCGUAUCAAGGCUUACAUCGUCGGCAAUGAUCAGCCUAAAAGCGAUGAUAAAUUAUUGGAUAAACCUGCCGCUAAUUUGAUUGAUAAACGAAGAAGUCGCAAUAAGAAGACCGGAAGUGACGAUGAUAAACGACUUCCUCUUCUACUACAACGUCGAUCGAUCCCCGAAGAGUUAUAUCUUGCAGAUGAUAAUGAUAGUUCCGAUAAUCGAAUUGAAUUGAAAUCUAUUAGGAUGCUCGAUCCCGAUAGUAUUGAUCUGCCUGCAGCUGUCUUGAAAAUAAACGAAAUACCUGUUUCGAAAAUACAAAUCUCCAAAGCUGUUAAUACGAAAAAGAUUUUACAGGAUGGUCUGAUCGAAAAUCCAAAAUCACCUUCUAGCGACGCCUGGGAUCCGACGAUUGUACCGGAUUCUCUCGAAAUACCUGGAGUAUCUUCCGAAAUUUCAGCUCCCGAAGAAGAAAGUGACGUCAAUAAUCGAGACAAACUUGACGUUUCCGAUAGCGAGCAGAUCGCGCGAUCGGUCAUAACGAACGAUUGCGAGAAGCAAGAAGAUAAGCGGUGUUUAUCGGAGGCGGAUCGUUCGAACAUUGACGUCAGUGCCGAUGCGUCUACUGACAGUUGCACCAGCAACGAGAGCAACACCACAGGCAGUGAGGUGAGCAGCGACGAGCUUCACGAGUACGAGGUAACUCCGAUCGAGUCAUCCUUCGAUUACAGCAACGAGGUCGCGGCGAUCAACGACGAAUUACUGUACCAAAUCGGCAAGAGAAAAACGGAAGAUAUUUCAAAAGACAUCAAGGAGAACGGUUAUCAUCUUGAUGGUAAUCGUGAUGACAAAACAAGUCCGACGAUGACGAAGAGUGGCGCCAAGCGGAGCGUGCAGUUUGAGAGAUCGAUCAGCGGGCGGUCUUCGAUAGAGUCGAUGAUCAGCGCGAAGGACGGCAACGACGACGACGAAGACGAAGACGACGAUGAGGGCUAUCGCUCCGUUACGUGUCGUCGCGGCGGUCAAGAUGACGACCCGACGGCGGUAGCGGCGGGUGAGGAGCGGGUACAAGCCGACGUGGGCGACGCGAUAUCAACCAGCAGGAUCCAGGAGAUGAUGAGGAGCGCGGAGGAGCAAGACGGCGGCGACGGCAGCAAGGUGGACAUUGCGCAUGACGGCCCGGUGAGAGGCGAGAUUGCCGCUCAGGUGGGAGGAAAUGGUGAUGGUAACGGUGUUAGUGGUAGUGGUGAAUGCUCCGAGGAGGGGGACGCGACACGGUUUCGCUCAGUCGAGCGACGCCCGUGCACUCGGCAGGAGAAUGGGUUCCCAGCUGACGACCAAGCGUCGGGCAAGGACCUCGCCAGAGACUCAGUCCAGCAUAACAGCAGUAACAAUACCAGCGGCAACAAUAAAUAUAGAAGCCUCGUGAUGAUUACUCAGGAAGCGUCAUACCAGCCAGUGAGCGUUGUCACGUCAGACACCACGACGCUGUUACAACCGGAUGAAAUUCAUUCGGCUGGAAGCCAGGGAGGUCUGGCCGGCUACUUCCAGCUGGCAUUGGAGGCGGCGAGCGAACCACAGCUUCGUAAAAACGCUCCGCGUAAGCCGCUGAUGGUGAAGAGAUUGCCAGCCGCGGUUGCGGUCUCCGCCGUCACGACUGGUCAUCAAUCAGCCGAGCCUGAAGUGGAUAGUGGAUUGAGUGUCGGUAGCGCUAGUGAAAGCGACGACGUGUCCGUGAAGAACGUGCCGAAGCCGCUCAAUUGUCGACAGGAGAAUGCGGAUGACGUGCAGUCGAAGGAUCGUGCGGUGUCGGAUUAUCGUGAAGAUGCGCAACUACGUGCUUCGUCGCAGUCUAGUGACGAUAAUUCGGGUACUGGUGGCAUUAUUAUACUUGAGGAAGGUCUGGCCGAUGAUGAUUCCUGGGUGGAAGAAGUGUCGCACGAUGAAGACGAGCCAGGAGCGACCACUGCCACGGAAGAAAGCUCCGAAGAUGAAGCUAAUAACUUUGGCGAUCGUGAAGAAGAACUCAGAGGCUAUCGCAGACAGGCGAUCGACUUUACCUUGCAUACGAUUGUCGAGGAAUCCUGUGAGGAGAGUGAAACGGAGCCGAGUCUGGCUACGGGAAGUCCCUCGAAAAAACCGAGACCACCUUCCGCUUCAGAAUUGGAAAAAUAUUUCUUUUUUGGAUUGGGAGGCGAUGGAAAUAGCUCCAGUAUGGGCUCGCGCGAGGUCGACAGCUUGUCGGAAACCUCGUCGAUUUAUUCCGAGGGAUUGGAGUCGCUCGGCCAGGACGAAGCUAACGGCAGUGGUCAAAACCAGGACAGGUCGAAUAACAGUGAUGGCUUCCUAAAUUCUUCCAGACUGGAAAAAUAUUAUCUAUCAGAAUUCCUCGGUUUCGAUCAAGAUAGAAGAGAUUCUGAUGGUUCAGUGGGAAGUGAUUCUGAAGGCAGACCCAGUCCAGAAGCGCAAAGAAGGAAGAAACUAGUGCGUGCGAGAGGUACAGGCAGAUCUCAUAGUUCUUCUCUGGAUAAUUUAUUGGCUCUCACACAGAGCUCGCAGAAUCUGAGCUCGCAAAAUUCUCUUCAAGAUCUGAGCCUUAAUCAGGACGCGCAAGAGACUCAAUCUGAAGGUUCUUCAACGGAGACUGAUGGUACUGAAGAUGGCCAGACCGCUGCAUUUGGCACGGACGGUCAAUUCGAUACGGUAAAACGCAAAAAGAAAAAGCCGCGAAAUUUGGGAACUCAAAGUCCACGUGUGCCAGAUGAUCGAAACAAGACGCCGGAACCCAACAGAGAAAUGACGCUAAUGAGCGAAGUCGUGAUAGAAAAUGAGAACGAAGCAAUGAACUCUGAAGAUUCGGAUAGAGCGAAGACUCCGCAGCCGGAGUCUGUUCUGUCUUCGUCUUCCUCGCCGUCCACUCUUACAAAUAAUAGUAACACAUUGAACGCGGCCUCGUCCUCGCAAAUAGAUUCAAGAAACUUGGUUUCGGUAAAUUCAAGUGACGGUCAACGGUCAAAGCAACAAUCGCGAGACUCGGGCUUCGUUGGCAGCUGUGACGAUCUUCUUCAGCAUCAGAAAUUGCCGGACGAAAGUCAAAUAAGCGGCACGGAGGUCGAUCAAGAAACCAGCAAAGAUCGCUCACUCAGUAAGAUUACGGAGCAUUCUCCAGACGCGAGCCAGAGCGCUACUAAGGAAGGAGCGGUCGGCAAAAACAACUUGACGAAGCCGGUGAAUCAUACGAGUCUGCCGCACCUGGCGAAUGCUUCGCUAUCACGCAAAGAUAGCUUUAAUAAUUGGUCCAGCGAUGAGGAGACGAAUCUCAUGAUGUCGAAGAUGCGACAGUUUUUCAAGACGAUGGUGGCUAACUCAAACGGUCAAGGAUCAGGUCAGGGACAGAACGCUACCAGUGCGAAUUCCGGCGGCGUCUCUCCGGCACCGAGUCCUCGGCUGCCGGGUUACACCUCGAAAGCACGACUCUGCGUCCAGAACCGCACCAAACCGCCACAACUGGUGUACUUUGAGAACGAGCUGACGCGACUGAUGAAGACGGUACCGGGAAUACGCGACGAGCAAGUGCGAGAGAUCGUCGAGUAUCUCAGCUCGGAAGACACGUGGUCGGAUUCUUACGACAGCUCGGAUUAUACCAGCUCCGAUCUCGAGGGCGCCGCCGGAGGUCGCAGAUCAGCCUUGCAAGAACAGAUCUCGCAGAGCUGUCAACAAAUCAUCAGCAAAUUCGACACCACUUCCGCUGGCGUUGACGCGACUCUAUUGGACAAGGAGAGAGAGCAGAUAAAAGGGCCAGGAUCAGGUUCCGCGAUGCAGCCUGCACCUUGUCUGGGUAGAGAUACCGCUUUCGUCUAUCAAAAACUGGUACAGAGCUUCACGAAGAUGGCCGGUGACGGUGUGAGUUCGGACGCCAACUCCACGCCGCACAGUAGCCCGCCACUAAUCGCCAAGGUGAUGCACCACAUCGGUAGCCGGCUAGUAGCGCUGAUGCACGAAGUCUCGGAGGGCGGACCAGCCGCGCAUCAUCACUCCACCACAUGGCGACGGUAUUCUCAGCAUCACCGAACCCCAUCUUCAGCGUCCACCACCGAAGACGAUGACUCAACAUCAGACUCCACUAAUGCGUCAGCACACUUGCAGCUACCAAGAUCAAAAUCUCACGACCCCCUGUUGUUGAUCAACAAUCAUCCGGCAGCCAUCCCCGGUCAGGAAGGGGAAGAGCGAGAGGCCAGUGAUUACGAGAGGUUCUCCUGGCGCGGCAGCUUUGAGUCGACUCUCAUGGCCGCCGACUCGAGGACAAAACUGAGCCUGUUAGCGUGUUCCGGUGACGUCAGUGGUGGUGGUAGUGUCAGUGCGAGUGCGAGUGCCCUGGCCGCGAAGCGGCGUAGCGCCGGCGAUUUGUUGUUCAAUCCGAAGAGCUUUUCGAGGGAGCAGCUGGAUAGGGUGAGGAGUUGCGGUUCGAUCGGUGGCGGAAGCGGCGCCGGGACCAACGGAGCCGGCGGCGGCUCCGUCGAGGAGAGAAUCUGGAGCAACAGGAGGAGAUCCUCCGUUCCCGAUGCUAACACUAGGGGAGAAUCAGGUGCAUCGGCUGGCGACGAGGAUACCGAAGACGAAUUGGAAUACGGCGGGGAAUCGCGAGCGACGACUCUACCACGUGGCAUGCAAUCCGCCAUCAGUGCGGCUACCAAUUCCCUGCCGCGACUACCCGCGCCGAGCGCACCGACCGGCCUGACGACAACGUCGUCAUCGUCAUCGUCAUCGUCGUCGUCGUCGUCGUCGUCGUCGUCGUCGUCGUCCGCGGCGGCGGCGGCGACGUCGACCUCGUCGCCGAUGCACAAGGCGCACAGCGUCUAUCACUUCCUGCCGCAGCACAGCGGCGUCAAGUCCGCACGGUAUCGACCGCCCGGCUUCGCUAGGAACAGCAACAUCGGAGUGAUCGGCAGCGGGCCCAAACGCGCCGUCAGUGCACCGGGCCUGCAAGCUUCCGGCUCGCAAUCGGCCACCGGCAAACGGGACAACUCGAGGUCGAGAAGGCAGCAGGCGAUGUCGCUCACAUCGGGAGUUAAUCUCAAAAAGAUGGCUCGAUAUUCCAAUUUCAAGGAAUCUUCUUCUCGUUCCUGGACCAUUGACAAAAUGGCGCAACGUCUUGCUUCGAAUUGGUUACUGGAGUGCUGUUGUGGUUCUUGUUACGCGAGACAAAAAGCAGCCUCGCGUUCAGGACAGAAUAACACGAACGAGAUAGAUAGGAAGAAGAACCUGGAGUCUGAAUCGCAGAAUCUACCGAUCGAUUCUGCAAAAACGAGAAAUGACGGUCGACUCACGGUGGAGCAAAUUCCUUUGACGAAACGCGAUUACGAAGUGUCGAAAAACGACGAGUUGACAUGCAGCGUCAAUGAAGCUUCAUUAACAAGUCGCGAGGAUGAUUCUUUGAUCGAUUCUCAGGAUUCGAAGAGCAAAUCUUCGUUCGGCAGCGGGACUCUGAGCAGUGGAAUGAAGCGUGUAAUCGAGAGUCUAUCAGUCCCUCCAAAGAAGGAGAAGAAAUUGCUAUCGGUUAAUGACGAAAAGAAAGCGUCGCAGAGCGACUCGGAGCUAGGAUAUUCCGCGAGUAUCUUCGACAAAUGCUCGACGCGAUACGGACAGCAGAAAGUGUCCGCGAUGAACAUUCCUGAACUGAUAAUAAACGAUGGAAGCAGUUUGUCGGAGGCAUGCAGUACGCCGAUUAUCGGAGCAGGAUCACGAGCAGGCUCUAGUCAUACGGUCCUAGACAUGGACGACAUCGAUCCGGGCCAUCUCGCCACUCGCUCGUCUCUGUCGAGUCUCGGGGCACGCUCGGACUCGAUGGCGUCGGUAUACAGCGGUGCGGGCGAGGGACGCUGCUGUCGAUCCGUGGUAGUCACAGGUGAGGUAGAAUUCGCCUUGCAGUACGACUACAAGAAUUUGACAUUCGAGGUGCACGUGACCAGGUGCAAGAACCUUGCACCCGUGGACGUGAAGCGCAAACGAUCGGAUCCAUACGUCAAGGUGUAUCUGCUGCCAGAUAAGUCGAAAAGCGGUAAAAGAAAGACGAAGGUGAAGAAGCACACGUUAAAUCCAGAGUUCAACGAAACGCUGAAGUUCCAUAUGAGCCUGAGUGGCCUGGAGACGAGAACGCUGUGGCUGACGGUCUGGCAUUCGGACAUGUUUGGUCGCAACGAUUUCCUCGGCGAGGUGCGAAUGCCGCUGGAGAACAAGAUAUUCGACGAUCCGACGCCACACUGGUAUCCCCUUCAAGAGAGGACGGAACCGUUUGACGAUCCGGUCGCAUACAAAGGCGAGGUGAUUGUUGGACUGAAGUUUGUUCCGCCGGAUCCGGCGCAGCAAGAACGCGAUCGGGAAAGCGGUGCGGAACGUGGCAAUUCUAAAGCGAAAAAGAACUGGAGCCGCGGCGCGCUCCACGUGCUCGUCAAGGAGGCCAGAAAUCUGCAGACGCGCGGCAAAAAUUCAGGCACCUGCGAUCCCUUCUGUAAAAGUUAUUUGCUUCCCGACAAAGGACGAUCCGGUAAGCAGAAGACUGGCGUCGUUCGUAGAUCAGGUGGUUCGCCAGUUUGGGGACACACGUUUAUCUACAAGGACGUUAGUUUACAAGAAUUGGCGGAACGUGGAUUAGAAUUAACAGUCUGGGACCACGAUCGAAUCGCUAGCAACGAAUUUCUUGGUGGCGUUCGGUUUAAUCUCGGCACCGGGAAACAUUACGGGAAACCGGUGGACUGGAUGGACGCGACCGGUCGCGAAUUGUCUCUCUGGCAGAACAUGCUCGAGAGACCGAAUUUCUGGGUCGAGGGCGCAGUGACGUUAAGGCCAAACUUGCACAAUCACGGGAAGAACAACGGUACUUAAAAGCAGCAAUGCGAUAACGUCGCGCCAGAUUUUGUUUCCGACAGAGGAACGGGUUCGGAAACGCCGAUUUAGUCCAAGACUUUGUACAUAGCUCUAAAAGCGUCGCGCUUACAACGGACGUGAUUUUAAAUAUUCGCGAACAAAGAAUCAGUGCCUUCGGAAGCGACGUAGACUCGUCUGAUCUUCCUGAAUAGGCAAAAUUCUCUGCGAAAUUUCUGUCAGCCGCAAAAAUCGUUUACGAGAUUUUCAUAGCCUUGUAGCCGAUGAAAAUAUGCGUCACACUAUCGGUUCCAAUUAAGCUUCAUAUCCCUGUGUAACCAGUUAUGCGCAUUAAAUUAUUUUUGGUUCCCUA
This is a messenger RNA of Wasmannia auropunctata (little fire ant), 11252 nucleotides long. RefSeq lists its product as uncharacterized. Gene Ontology annotation, biological process: exocytosis. The transcript is spliced from 20 exons. Gene Ontology annotation, cellular component: plasma membrane; exocytic vesicle. The record is from RefSeq and is a predicted model, not a curated record. Lineage: Eukaryota; Metazoa; Arthropoda; Insecta; Hymenoptera; Formicidae. Gene Ontology annotation, molecular function: neurexin family protein binding. The coding region runs from base 218 to 10900 and encodes 3560 amino acids.